UGACUUGUGAAACCAGUAACUGCUCGGCUAUCUUUCCGACCACUUGAUUUAUUUCCAACUGCUUUUUUCUCGGUUGCUGAACGUUUGAACAAAACGAUAUUAAUAUUAUUUAUUUAAUUUAUUACAAUGGAAGCCGCGAGUGCGUGUAGCAGCCCCGCAACGAUUAUGGGAGGGCAUCAGACGGCGAAACGUAAAUUUUUCCAAUGGGCAGUCAAGUGGUUUUAUGCUAACAUGGCCGAAGACAAUCUAGAAAAACCGGACGCUCCUAUUUUGGUCUGCCUCUUGCAAUCAAUCGGUUUCCAAUUGCGGGAUUUCGAAAAAAUUGAGGAAUCGAAUAGAACGACAGAAUCGAAACCGGACGAAAAUACUGUACGGAUAUUCGUCGAGUGUGGCACAUCGGGUAUGAGAGCGUGCUUAGAACUCAACGACGUUAAAUGCAAGUGUCCGAACUCGGAAGUCACAAAGGACGCUUCGUUUUGGAGCGUUAGUGGUGUCGGUGGUACUGGACCAAUGAACACUGCCAAAGUAAAAAGCUCCAACAGAAUCGAAGAAAGUGGGAGCAAUCUUCUUCCCCCGGUGUCUAAAGAAACAGGCAAAAUCCUUCACGACGUAGCGUAUCAUCUGCUGAACAUUAUUGCCGAGAAACCAUCGGACAUCAAUCGGAAUUCGAAAAAUCAAUCGAACUUGAAUCUCAGCUCGAUACACAACGCGGAUAAUAAGGACGUUAGCGCUGAAGCCGAAGCUGAAACGUUGAAAAACCUCUCGACGAAUAUUGUGCGGAGCUACACGCAACCGGAAAUUGUACUGCCGCACGCAGGUGCGCGCAAGUUCAAAUGGACUGCCCAAAUAAUCGACAAAAUUGACAGCGACAACGAUCGCAACGGAUCAAAAUGGAGCACGGAUCUCGAGAGUGAAAUAAUCGAUAACGAUCAGCCCCGACCGUCACCACCGAAAAUAGCAAGUUCACCGGUCUUCAUGAAUCAACUUUGCAAUUCACUCAGUCAAAUAUCGCUGCAGAGCGAAGAAGAGGCUAGCAGUGUAGUCGAGCAUGUUAAACGAGCUCGUAAAAAUUUGGACAAAGCCCUCGAAAUUUUGGUGGCUAAGAAUUCGCCAAACUCUCGCAAUUCUCCGACUUUGGAAGAAGGAACAUUUUUGAAGCCAGCACCCGGAGGUUUAAACCUGACCGCAGGCGGAUCGAGAAGAUUGAGUUCUUGCAGCUCGGGCAGUUUGCGGAGCCCCUUGGGGAGUGCUCGUUCGCGACAGAGUUCAAGUUUUUCGUUGCCAGCCCGUGAGUCGUCAUUUACGCAAACCAGAAAAGCGACGAAUCAAGCGACAAUCUCGAAAUCAUCGACGUCGAAUGUAACGCGUCGAAGUGUGAGUAGCGUGCACUCGACAUCGAUGGUCGCAGCGUCGAACGCAGGAGCAACUAUGAAACGUCAAACUUCGAACGUCGAUCAAAAUUCAACGACAUCGAAAAUCCCUGGACGUCGAAAAAGCUUUGGUGUUUUGGGCAGUCAGCCGUUAAAAUUGGCAGCGUCUUCGGCGAGAAAUACGGCGAACAGUUUGAAAAGAAAAUCACCUGAACCCAAAGGAACGACAACUUUGAAUCAAUCGAGUAUACAAAAAGCCAACUCGUCGAUAAAUCAACCGCCAGCUACCCUUAAAUUCGGAUUCGUCAGAAAAAAAUCUUCUCUCGUUUAACUCGGCUUCCCCAGGCCCUCGCUUUUUUGUAUUUCUUUCAAUAUGGAAACACGGAUUCGUCAUGUAAUUUAUUCUCUUAUUUAUUAUUCCAGUCGUAAGUCUCGUCUUAAAAAUCGAAUAAUUCAAAUACAGUUUCUUGUCUUUUACGUCAUUUCUUAGAUAUAUUAUUUCCUGUUUUUUAUUCGUCUAAGUCUUGUGUACCUUCUUGAAUGGUUGAAACAAGUAAAAACAAAAAUGAAAAAUAUAAUGAUUUUAAUGAAA
Molecule: messenger RNA, 1962 nt
Organism: Venturia canescens
Lineage: Eukaryota; Metazoa; Arthropoda; Insecta; Hymenoptera; Ichneumonidae
Exons: 5
Coding region: 127-1701 (524 amino acids)
Source: RefSeq, a predicted model, not a curated record